UUCUUUAUUAGAUUCAACUUCCAGUGUGCAAACAUCCUAAUUCAGAUUAAACAAAAUUGCCCACACACAUUCCAUUUCUAACGAGACUGUUUUCCUCCCUUCCUUCCCCUCCCGCUUCCCUCUUGAAUUUCUUUCUUUCUUGUUUUCCCCCAGUCUUGGGUCUCCUUUCCCCCAGCUUAUCACAGUCUUCCCAAAGAAAAGCCUCCCUGUGACCACGAAUCGCCAUAAAGGAAGGAAACCCUCCAUAAGUGAAAGCCAAGCCCUCAGCGGGGCGUGUCGGGGUGGACGCCCCCACCCACUAUUAGUGUGAGAAGGCUCGACAGCGAAGUUCAAGGGUCCACAGGAGAGGCACGGGGGUUACCAGAUCUGCUCACUUGCAUAAACGGACCGAUCCCUUCUGCGCAAUCGGACCCCAGGAAAGCAGCCUCCCUUUAAGGGCCUAGGAGCCCGGCACUUUGAAAGUGCCCUCCGUGCCCAGACCCGGGGAGAAGUGAGGGGUGCGAAGGCGGAGCCACUGGGCUGGAGACACCCUCCGAAGGUCCGGCCCUCGGCUGCGUUCCUACUACCUUAGGGAGUUGGCGCGGGGAGCGGAAUCACCCUCUCAAUGAAAGGCAGAUGUCCCUUUAAGGUUUGCUUCUCAGCUCGUGGACUUUAGCCUAAACAAGGACCCGCAAAGCUGGCUUUAUUUGUCCAUGUCUCAGACAGAGCCUGGGAGGCUGCCAGAGGGAUUUCAGAGCCCGAGAGUGCGAACGGCGGGGAGAUGUGGCAAUCCCUCUGGGAUGCGAGAAGCGUGAAGCGAACUUAGAGGGGCUGGUCGAAAACACAGGAAAUCGCUGUGCUGCUCCCAGCCGCCGGGGCCAACGGGGCCAGCGACUGAGACCCACUGCGGCGGGCGGAGUGGCCCAGAGCAACGCGGCUCCAGCGCGUGGUUUCGCGAGUCCUUCCCUCCGAUCCAGCGCGUCCCCCGGGCUCUGCGGCCGUUCCAACUAUGGCCCCCCGGCGCCGCGCCAGCCCAGGGGUCGCUGUCGCCUGCUGCUGGCUCCUCACCGUUCUAGGCUUCUGCAUAUCAUUCAAUGUUGAUGUGAAAAACUCAUUGACUUUCAGCGGCCCAGUGGAGGACAUGUUUGGAUAUACUGUUCAACAAUAUGAAAAUGAAGAAGGAAAAUGGGUGCUUAUUGGUUCUCCUUUAGUUGGACAACCCAAGAACAGAACUGGAGAUGUCUAUAAGUGUCCAGUUGGGAGAGGUGAAUCAUUACCUUGCAUAAAGUUGGAUCUUCCAGUUAAUACAUCAAUUCCCAAUGUCACAGAAGUAAAGGAGAAUAUGACAUUUGGAUCAACUUUAGUCACCAACCCAAAUGGAGGGUUUCUGGCAUGCGGGCCCUUAUAUGCCUAUAGAUGUGGACAUUUGCAUUACACAACGGGAAUCUGUUCUGAUGUCAGCCCCACAUUUCAAGUCGUGAACUCCAUUGCCCCUGUACAAGAAUGCAGCACUCAGCUGGACAUAGUCAUAGUGCUGGAUGGUUCCAACAGCAUUUACCCCUGGGAAAGUGUUACAGCUUUUUUAAAUGACCUUCUUGAAAGAAUGGAUAUUGGUCCUAAACAGACACAGGUUGGAAUUGUACAGUAUGGAGAAAAUGUAACCCAUGAGUUCAACCUCAAUAAGUACUCAUCGACGGAAGAGGUGCUUGUUGCUGCAAAUAAAAUAGUCCAGAGAGGUGGCCGCCAGACGAUGACAGCCCUUGGAAUAGACACAGCAAGGAAAGAGGCUUUCACUGAAGCCCGGGGUGCCCGAAGAGGGGUUAAAAAAGUCAUGGUAAUUGUGACUGAUGGAGAGUCCCAUGACAACCACCAACUGGAUAAGGUCAUCCAGGGCUGUGAGGACGAAAGCAUUCAGCGGUUUUCCAUAGCUAUUCUUGGCAGCUAUAAUCGCGGAAAUUUAAGCACUGAAAAAUUUGUGGAAGAAAUAAAAUCAAUUGCGAGUGAACCCACUGAAAAGCAUUUCUUCAACGUCUCUGAUGAAUUGGCACUAGUCACUAUUGUUGAAGCUCUGGGAGAAAGAAUCUUUGCCCUGGAAGCUACAGCUGACCAGUCGGCAGCUUCUUUUGAGAUGGAAAUGUCUCAGACCGGCUUCAGUGCUCAUUAUUCACAGGACUGGGUCAUGCUUGGAGCGGUAGGAGCCUAUGACUGGAAUGGAACAGUCGUCAUGCAGAAGGCUAAUCAAAUCCUAAUUCCCCAAAACACGACCUUUAAUGUUGAGUCUACCAAAAAGAAUGAACCUCUUGCUUCUUAUUUAGGUUACACAGUAAACUCCGCCACUGUUUCUGGAGAUGUGCUCUACAUUGCCGGACAGCCACGGUACAAUCAUACAGGCCAGGUGGUCAUCUACAGGAUGGAGGAUGGAGACAUCAGGAUUCUCCAGACACUCCAUGGAGAACAGAUCGGUUCCUACUUUGGAAGUGUUUUAACGACAAUUGACGUUGAUAAAGAUUCUAAUACUGACAUUCUUCUAGUCGGGGCUCCCAUGUUCAUGGGAACAGAGAAGGAGGAACAAGGAAAAGUGUACAUCUAUGCUCUGAAUCAGACAAGGUUUGAAUAUCAAAUGAGCCUGGAACCCAUGAAGCAGACUUGCUGUUCGUCUCUGAAGCACAAUUCAUGCACAAAGGAAAACAAAAAUGAACCAUGUGGGGCUCGUUUUGGAACAGCCAUUUCUGCUGUGAAAGACCUCAAUCUUGAUGGAUUUAAUGACAUCGUGAUAGGAGCACCCCUGGAAGAUGAUCAUGGGGGAGCCGUGUACAUUUAUCAUGGAAGUGGCAAGACUAUAAGGGAAGAGUAUGCACAACGUAUUCCAUCAGGGGGAGAUGGCGAGACACUGAAAUUUUUUGGCCAGUCUAUCCACGGAGAAAUGGAUUUAAAUGGUGACGGUCUGACUGAUGUCACUAUUGGGGGCCUUGGUGGUGCUGCCCUCUUCUGGUCCCGAGAUGUGGCUGUAGUUAAAGUGACCAUGAAUUUUGAACCCAAUAAAGUGAAUAUUCAAAAGAAAAACUGCCACGUGGAGGGAAAGGAAACAGUAUGCAUAAAUGCCACAGUGUGUUUUGAUGUGAAAUUGAAGUCCAAAGAAGACAGGGUUUACGAAGCUGAUAUGCAGUACCGUAUCACACUAGAUUCUCUAAGACAGAUAUCACGGAGUUUUUUCUCUGGAACUCAAGAGAGGAAGAUUCAAAGAAACAUCACAGUUCAAGAAUCAGAAUGCACUAAGCAUUCCUUCUACAUGUUGGACAAGCAUGACUUUCGGGACUCUGUGAGAAUAACUUUGGAUUUUAAUCUUACCGAUCCAGAAAAUGGGCCCGUUCUUGAUGAUUCUUUACCAAAUUCAGUACAUGAAUAUAUUCCCUUUGCCAAAGAUUGUGGAAACAAGGAAAAAUGUAUCUCAGACCUCGCACUGGAUGUCUCCACCACAGAAAAGGGCCUGUUUAUUGUCAGGUCCCACAAUGAUAAGUUCAAUGUUAGCCUCACAGUCAAAAAUAAAGAGGACAGUGCCUAUAACACCAGAACCAUAGUGAAUUAUUCUCCAAAUCUAAUUUUUUCAGGAAUUGAGGCUAUCCAAAAAGACAGUUGUGAAUCCAGUCAUAAUAUCACAUGUAAAGUUGGAUAUCCUUUCCUAAGAAGAGGAGAAAUGGUAACAUUCAAAAUAUUAUUUCAGUUUAACUCAUCUUAUCUCAUGGAAAAUGUGAUCAUUCAUUUAAGUACAACAAGUGACAGUGAAGAGCCACCUGAAGCCCUUUUUGAUAAUGAAGUAAACGUUUCUAUCCCUGUAAAAUAUGAAGUUGGACUACAGUUUUACAGCUCUGCAAGUGAAUACCAUAUUUCAAUUGCGGCCAACGAGACAGUCCCUGAAGUUAUUAGUUCUACUGAGGACAUUGGAAAUGAAAUUAAUAUCUUCUACUUGAUUAGAAAAAGUGGGCAUUUUCCAAUGCCAGAACUUAAGCUGUCAAUUUCAUUCCCCAACAUGACAUCAGAUGGUUUUCCUGUACUGUACUCAAGUGGGUGGUCAUCUUCUGAGAAUGUCACCUGCAGACCCAGUAGCCUCCAGGAUCCAUUUGGUAUCAACUCUGGGAAGAAAAUGAUAAUAUCCAAAUCUGAAGAUAUCAAACGAGGCACCAUUCUGGACUGCAGUGCAUGUAAAUUUGCCACCAUCACAUGUAAUCUGAUUCCUUCUGACAUGAGCCAAGUGAAUGUUUCACUUAUCUUAUGGAAACCAACUUUUAUAAAAGCACAUUUUUCCAGCUUAAAUCUUACUGUAGGGGCAGAACUUCAGAGUGAAAAUACAUCCCUAGUUUUAAGUGCUGGCAAUCAAAAAAGAGAGCUUGCUAUUCAAAUAUCCAAAGAUGGGCUACCAGGCAGAGUGCCGUUAUGGGUUAUCCUGUUGAGUGCUUUUGCUGGAUUAUUGCUAUUAAUGCUGCUCAUAUUAGCACUGUGGAAGAUUGGAUUCUUCAAAAGACCACUAAAGAAGAAAAUGGAGAAAUGAAAUAUUUUAGAAGAGAAGAAAUAAUUAUUCAAUGAUCUAUCCUCAGGUUUGCCUCAAAUAUGUGACAAGAAAUUUAUAAAUACAAUUAAAGACAUAGUCACAUAACUCUAUGUAAUCCAUCAGGGAUUAAUCACUUAGAAAAUGACAGAUCAAGCAAGAUCCAAAAAUAAUACAUUAAAGAUUUAUUUUAUAAAAUGUUGAAAAAUAUUUUUAAAUAAUUACUCAUUUUUGCUGAGUAUUUAAGCAAAAUUACAAAGUGUUUUAAAGAUGAAAAAUAACCUGUACAAAUAUGUUUAUAUAUUAAAUCACCAUUCCAAGUAUUUAAGGAAUACAUAAAAAUAUUUUUAUGAUCAUUGAAACAUUUACUUUCAAAAUAAUAUAAAUUAAGCUUUUUCCAUUGAUUCCUGAUGGAUAUUCACAUUCAGCAUGAUGGUCAAUAUUUGUAAAUGCCAAGAAAGGAAUUUUACCUGAAAAAGAUCACUUCCUCCCAUUUAAAUGAGAAAAAUUUCCCAGGUGGAGUCCAUAUACAAUAUGGACUGAAAAUAGAAUUAAAUCACAGAGAAUAUAUUAAGCAUCUUUGUGUUGGGUUCUAUACUGGGAAAGCUUUCUUUCCAAAAUGUUUGAAAAAUAGUACAAUUGAGCUGAAAUUCUAUCUAGGUUAGAAAAUCAAGAUAGAGUUGUUUAAAAGCAAGUGCACUGAAUGGAUUAAUUUAAGCUUUUACAGAACACACCUAGUUUUGGUAUUGAACUCUAAAACUCAAAACUCUUUUAUACUGAAAAAGCACAGCAGUUUUAUGUGGCAUAACAGUGAUUUGUCAUGAAAAGUCACGUUGUGUGUGGGAUAUGCUAAAAUGGUUUCUGAAUGGACUGACAAUGCAGAUGGAUGCCACAGAAAUGCUGGUCAUCUUUUGAACGUGAGGGGGUCCCAGGAUGUAACACAAAGUAGGAAUUGUCUUAACUCCUUGGUACAUGGUUCUUUCAAACCCUCCAGCUGUGAGAGUAUGUUUAUUUUUAAUAUUUUAAAAGAUAUUUAAUUUUCCAAACGCGGUUCUUCUUUUUAUGAAAAAGCAGUAUUCCAUUUCAGUAUUGCAUUUUACCAACAAGCCACUGCUCUUUAAGUGUGGCAUAUCAAUGUUUAAAUAGAUCUCCGGAAAUGUUUUUU
Molecule: messenger RNA, 5687 nt
Organism: Kogia breviceps (pygmy sperm whale)
Lineage: Eukaryota; Metazoa; Chordata; Mammalia; Artiodactyla; Physeteridae
Gene: ITGA1
Product: integrin subunit alpha 1
Biological process (GO): cell adhesion mediated by integrin; integrin-mediated signaling pathway; cell-matrix adhesion
Cellular component (GO): external side of plasma membrane; integrin complex
Molecular function (GO): integrin binding
Source: RefSeq, a predicted model, not a curated record